GGGGGAGGGGCGGAGGAGAAGAUCAGUCCGGACUGUCACUAUCCGCAGACACACACAGACUCCUCCAUGUACACCCAGCAUGGCAGAAGUCAGGAAAUUCACCAAGAGGCUCAGCAAGCCGGGCACAGCAGCAGAGCUCAGGCAGAGUGUGUCGGAAACAGUCCGGGGAUCCGUUAUCCUGGAAAAGGCCAGAGUGGUGGAACCUUUGGACUAUGAAUUGGUCAUUUCCCAGAGGAAGGCUCAGAUCUUCAGCGAUCCCCAUAGAGAUAUGCUCAUGUUCCCUAUGGAGGAUGUGUUUAUUUCUACAGUAGAUCGCCAACACAGAACUAUACAGUCAGCGGUACCAAAAGAUGCAGAAGCUAAAGCCAAGAGCCUGUUUGUGAAGGAGUGCAUAAAAUACUACAGCUUGGACUGGAAAGUGGUGAACUACAAAUUUGAGGAGUACUCAGGGGACUUUCGAGCCUUGCCCUGCAAAUCCUUUCGGCCAGAGAAGACUCCUAACCAUUUAUUUGAGAUCGAUGAGGACAUUGACAAAGAUGAGGAUUCUGCAUCAUUAUGCUCUCAUAAAGGAGGCGUUAUUAAACAAGGCUGGCUUUAUAAAGCUAAUAUUGGGACUACAAUCCCUGUCACUAUGAAGGUUUUCAGAAGACGGUACUUUGACUUGACUCAGCUGCCUGAUGGUUCCUACAUCCUAAACUCCUAUAAAGAUGAGAAAACUUCAAAGGAUUCCAAAGGCUGUAUCUUCCUAGAUUCCUGCAUUGAUGUCACCCAGUGCCCAAAGCUGCGUCGCAAUGCUUUCGAGCUGAGGAUGCAAGAUAAGUCAAGCCAUCAUCUGGCAGCUGAGACGGAACAGGAAAUGGAGGAGUGGUUGCUGACAUUGAAGAAAAUCAUUCAGUACAACACAGACAGCUUGGUUCAAGAGAAGAAGUACACAGCUGAUCCUGUACAAGAUGAAGAGGGCGGCGGUGCUGGGAAGUCGGAGAACAUCAUGGAAAGCCUGGAGAAGAGCAUGCACCCUGAGCUGGUGAAGUAUGGAAGAGAGACUGAGCAGCUGAAUAAAAUGAGCAGAAGCGAAGGACGACAAAAUCUGUUCUCAUUUGACUCAGAUGUGCAGCGACUGGAUUUCUCCGGGAUUGAGCCUGAUAUAAGACCAUUUGAAGAAAAGAGCAGCCGACAUUUCUUAGUGAAUUGCCAAGAACUGAGCUUUAAUUUAGUUGGAAAUGUAAUUGAAAAUUCAGAAGGACCCCUGACAAAUGUGGAGCCGUUCUUUUUAAGUUUGGCACUAUUUGAUGUGAAAAAUAACUGCAAAAUUUCUGCUGACUUCCAUGUGGAUGUCAAUCCCCCAGCAGUAAGAGAAAUGUUGAGUAACCCUUCUUGUGAUACAGCCAGAGAUUCUAGGAGCGGGUCAGCCAGUGGAGCUUUUAUCAAUGGAAUCCCAGAAUCUCACUUCCACUACAUAAAGGAGGGAAUAUUUUCAGUAACAAAUCCACAUCCUGAGAUUUUCCUGGUAGCGCGUGUGGAAAAAGUAUUACAAGGGAAUAUCGCACAUUGUGCAGAGCCGUACAUCAAAAAUUCUGACCCCACUAAGACAGCACAGAAAGUGCACAAAAUAGCUAAGCAAGUAUGCAGUCGCCUUGGUUGUUACAGGAUGCCAUUUGCCUGGGCUGCAAGGCCAGUAUUUAAGGACACUCAGGGGACGCUGGACAUCGAAGGGAAAUUUUCUCCUCUUUACAAACAGGAUAGCAGCAAACUUUCCAUUGACGACCUGCUAAAGCUACUGGCUGAAUACAGGAAACCAGAAAAGACCAAGUUACAAGUGAUUCCUGGACACCUGGAUGUUUCUAUAGACUGUGUUCCUCUAGACUUUUCCAAUUGCGUCACUUCUUCCUAUAUUCCGGUCAGGCCGUACAACAAAGAAGAUCAGAGGGUUGCUGUGGAGGUGGAGGAAUUUGUGCCGGAAGUAACAAAAUAUUGCUACCCGUUCACUACCUACCGAAACCAUUUCUAUGUUUACCCUCUGCUCCUAAAGUACGAUAAUCAGAAAACAUUUGCCAAGGCUAGGAAUAUUGCAGUCAUGAUCGAAUGCCGAGAUUCGGAUGAGCCUGAUGCACAAGCACUAAAGUGCAUUUAUGGAAAGCCUGGUGGUCCGGUAUUCACAACAAGGGCAUACGCCAUUGUCCUACAUCACAAUCAAAACCCGGAGUUCUAUGAUGAGGUAAAAAUUGAGCUUCCACUUCAUCUACACCACAGGCACCACCUGUUGUUUACCUUCUAUCACGUCAGCUGUGACAUCAACUCAAAGGGAAGCAGUAAGAAACAUGAGAGUGCUGAAACCCCCGUUGGGUAUAGUUGGGUCCGUCUGCUGAAGGAGGGUAGAGUUAUCACAUCAGACCUGCAGCUGCCAGUUUCUGCCAGUCUUCCCCCCGGAUAUCUGAGUCAGACUGAUCCUGAUACAAGGAAGAGUGGUAAUGAUAUCAAGUGGGUGGAUGGUGCCAAGCCGCUCUUUAAAAUCGGAAGCCAUUUGGAGUCCACAGUCUAUACCCAAGAUUUACAUCUGUAUAAUUUCUUUGAGUUCUGCCAGAAGAUACUGCCUGGUUCUAAGGAGGUUCCUAAUGACCUUGUGAAGUAUUUGAAGUGUCUGCAUGCCAUGGAAGUCCAAGUCAUGAUCCAGUUCCUGCCCGUUAUUCUUAUGCAGCUCUUUCAAGUUUUGACAACACUUUCCCACGAAGAUGAGGUUGCUUCAAAUUGUACUUUGGUUCUUCUUCAUAUUGUGUCAAAAUGCCAUGAAGAAGGUUUGGAUCACUACCUCCGUUCUUUUAUUAAGUAUGUCUUUAAGACCCAGAAGCCAAAUUCUCCUCAGGGCAAAGCACUGCAUGAAAUUCUGGCUACAGCAAUGAUCAUGGUGCUGAAACAGUCUGCAGACUUCCUGGCUAUUAAUAAGCUGUUAAAGUAUUCCUGGUUUUUCUUUGAUGCAUUGGCAAAAGCCAUGGCACUGUACCUUAUAGAAGAGAACAAGAUCAAGGUACCAAGACCUCAGAGGUUUCCUGACUCUUUCCAAAAUAUUAUACAUUCUCUGCUGCUGUCCAUAAUACCACAUGUCACCAUACGGUAUGGAGAAAUACAGGAAGAGUCCAGGAAUGUUAACAUCAGCUUGGCCCAUUUCAUAAAGAGGUGUCUAACAUUGAUGGACCGAGGGUUCGUCUUCAAAAUCGUCAAUGACUACAUGUCUGGAUUCAGUCUAAAAGACCCAAAGAUAUUAAAUGAAUACAAAUUUGAGUUUCUACAAACCAUCUGCAACCACGAACACUUUAUUCCCUUAAAUUUGCCAAUGACGUUUGCCAAACCCAAGCUACAGAGAGUUCAAGAUCUGUUAUCAUACGCUGUGGAGCGGUUUGGCUCUGUAGAUAUGAAUCUUGAAUGCAGUUUAACAGAUGAUUACUGCAAGCAUCACUUCUUGGUUGGGCUUCUGCUGAGAGAAAUGGUCCAGGCCCUACAAGACAACUGUGACAUCAGAUAUGCUGCAAUCUCUACAGUUAAACAUCUGCUGAUCAAGCAUGCCUUUGAUAACAGGUAUCAGCACAAGAACCAGCAAGCAAAAAUUGGCCAGCUUUACUUACCCUUGGUGGGGAUGUUGUUGGAGAAUGUCUCAAGGUUCACUGGGAGGGACUUAUUGUAUCAUUGCACACCUAUGUCAGCAUCUGCUUCCAGAGACACAUUUAUAUACAACUUCUCUUCUCCAUCCAAUAGAUCGAGCUUGAUCAUGGACAGAGACACAGGGUUCAGUUCUUUUUCCAAUGGCUGCAUAAUGAAAAGAGAGGACUCCCGGGGAUCAAUUUAUGCUGAUGGAAUGAAUGAACAAAGCAUGAAUAAUGAAAAUAUGCGGAGAAGCUCCACUAAAAGCAUGGUGUCCCAUUAUAACAGACUGGACGCAUAUGAAAUAAAAAGCCUUCUCAUCUGCAAUCUGUAUGUCAUCAGAGUCAUUUCAGAAGAUUCGUUGGUUGGCUACUGGAAUAAAAUGUCCCCCCAGGAGCUCUUAAACUUUCUUAUGCUUUUGGAGGCCUGCUUAUUCCACUUCCGCUAUGUAGGGAAGAGAAGCAUUGCCAGGGUUCAGGAUGUCUGGACAUCUAAGCAUUUUGGAGCAGCAGAUAGAAAAUCUCAAACAAUGCCGGCUCUGCGGAGCAGGACAGGAGCCUCACGUCUGCAUCUUAGCACCUUAGAGAGUUCCUUCACACUCAACCAUAGUACAGGUGUCACAGAAGCAGACAUUUUACAUCAGGCAUUGCUGGAGGGUAAUUGCAGCACAGAAGUGUCUUUAACUGUCCUGGAUACCAUCUCCUUCUUCACUCAGACUUUCAGGACUCAGCUCCUGAACUCAGAUUGUCAUAACUCACUGAUGAAGAAAGUGUUUGAUAUUUAUUUGGCUUUUCUGAAAAAUGGACAAUCAGAGAUAUGUUUGAAGCAUGUCUUUGCAUCGCUUAGAUCCUUCAUCAGCAAGUUUCCAUCAGCGUUCUUUAAAGGAAGAGUGGAUAUGUGUGCAGCAUUUUGCUAUGAAGUUCUCAAAUGCUGCACUUCAAAACUCAACUCCACCAGAAACGAGGCAUCGGCUCUCCUCUACCUUCUUAUGAGGAGUAACUUUGAGUUUACCAAGAGACGGACAUUCCUGAGGACACAUUUACAAAUAAUAAUUGCUGUAAGCCAGCUAAUUGCUGAUGUCGCACUUACCGGUGGCUCCAGGUUCCAGGAAUCACUUUCCAUUAUUAAUAAUUUUGCCAACAGCGACAGAGCAAUGAAGGCCACUGCUUUUCCUUCAGAAGUCAAGGAUUUGACAAAAAGAAUUCGUACUGUUAUAAUGGCAACAGCACAAAUGAAGGAGCACGAGAAGGACCCGGAAAUGCUGAUUGAUCUUCAGUAUAGUUUGGCCAAGUCCUAUGCAAGUACACCAGAGCUCAGAAAGACCUGGCUAGAAAGCAUGGCCAAAAUCCAUGUAAAGAAUGGAGACUACUCAGAGACUGCAAUGUGCUCCAUCCAUGUAGCUGCUUUGGUUGCUGAAUUCCUAUACCGAAAAAAACUCUUCCACACUGGUUGUUCUGUGUUUAAGAAGAUCACUCCCAACAUAGAUGAGGAAGCGGCAAUGAAAGAAGAUGCAGGCAUGCUGGAUGUCUACUACAGUGAGGAGGUGCUGGUGGAGCUGCUCGAGCAAUGUGUGGAUGCCUUGUGGAAAGCAGAGCGAUAUGAAUGCAUUUCUGAAGUCUCAAAGCUGCUGAUCCCAAUUUAUGAAAAACGGCGAGAGUUUGAGAAACUUACACAGCUCUACAGGACUCUUCACAAUGCCUAUACAAAAAUUCUGGAGGUCAUGCAGACUGGAAAGAGGCUGUUAGGAACGUAUUUUAGGGUGGCCUUUUAUGGGCAGGCUUUCUUUGAGGAUGAAGAUGGUAAAGAAUAUAUCUACAAGGAGCCAAAGCUCACAGGCCUUUCUGAGAUAUCUUUACGUCUUCUGAAUCUGUAUGGUGAAAAAUUUGGAGCAGACAACGUGAAAAUUAUCCAAGAUUCUAACAAGGUGAAUGUCAAGGAUCUGGACCUGAAGGUUGCCCAUAUUCAGAUUACCUAUGUGAAGCCUUACUUAGAAGAGCAAGAGCUUUCUGAUAGGAAAACCAACUUUGAGAAGAAUCACAACAUCACCAGAUUUGUUUUUGAAACUCCAUACACUCUCUCAGGGAAAAAACAUGGAACUGUGGAAGAGCAGUGCAAGAAAAGGACAAUUUUAACAACAUCCAAUUCUUUUCCAUAUGUAAAGAAGCGAAUCCCAGUCAUCUAUGAGCAUCAGGUGGAUCUGAAGCCCAUUGAUGUGGCUAUUGAUGAGAUAAAGGAGAAGACGGCGGAUUUGCAGAAGAUCUGCUCUACAGUUGAUGUGGAUAUGAUUCAGUUGCAGCUAAAGUUACAGGGUUGUGUAUCUGUGCAGGUGAAUGCUGGUCCUUUAGCAUAUGCUAGGGCAUUCCUUGAUGACAGCCAGUCCAGCAAACAUCCCAGCAAAAAGGUCAAAGAGUUGAAAGACAUAUUUAAGCAGUUUAUACAUGCAUGUGGCACUGCAUUGGAUGUAAAUGAGCAGAUCAUUAAAGAGGACCAAUUUGAAUAUCAUGAAGGAUUAAAGACAAACUUUAGGGAUAUGGUGAAGGAACUUUCUGACAUUAUUCAUGAGCCAAUGUAUGAAGAUUACAAUAGUAAUUCUUCCUGGAUGCAGAAUUCUCUACAUGUCUUUUGCGCCAUCAGCGGGACUGCAUCUGAAUAAUCGCUCUGCAACAGCAAAAUACAACCCACCUUUCACCUGUCUCAGGAAUAACCCAACACAGACUUUUGUAUUGAUCAGUGGGAAAAAGAUACGUUCUGCCUCAGCAGAAUCACAGGAGGCUUUUUCCGGAAGACAAAUAAUUGCCACUGAGAAAAUAUUCUGCGGUUGCAAUUGUAUUGAGAGCUGUUACUGCUACUGUAUACUUGGUAUAUAAUUAUGUAUAGUAAAAAUAUUAGCAGUAUUCAUGAACAUGUAUGGAUGUGUUAUUAAAGAUGCUUUUUGCUUUCAGUA
Messenger RNA from Rana temporaria (common frog), 6577 nucleotides. It is a transcript of the gene DOCK11, whose product is annotated as dedicator of cytokinesis 11. The coding region runs from base 80 to 6286 and encodes 2068 amino acids. Gene Ontology annotation, molecular function: guanyl-nucleotide exchange factor activity. Gene Ontology annotation, biological process: small GTPase-mediated signal transduction; positive regulation of filopodium assembly; positive regulation of GTPase activity. The record is from RefSeq and is a predicted model, not a curated record. NCBI's taxonomy places the organism in Eukaryota, Metazoa, Chordata, Amphibia, Anura, Ranidae. The transcript has 54 exons.